AUGGUCACGGUCGUCAUCAAGAACCCCUCCGCGUCGUCGCCAGGCGACUUCAGGACGCGAGUGCGAGCGGCGGGCACGGUGGGCGACGUGAAGCGACAGCUGCAGGAAGAGUACGCGGGACACCCCGACCCGUCGCGACAGAAGCUGAUCGUCGCCGGCCAGCUCGUGAAAGACUCGCUCCUCGUCCGCGACGUAUUUAAACAGAAGAACCUGAGCGAGCCCCAGGUGAUGCACCUCGUCGUCUCUUCCGCUCCCCCCGGCACCUCCUCCGCGCCGUCCUCCGCGCCCUCUUCCGCGCCCUCCACGACUCACUCCAGCCGCUCCGUCUCCCCCACGCCCUCCUCCUCCGCGCGCGCCCACUCGCGCGCCACCCUCCCUGCCUCCAACCUCGCGCUUGCUCCUUUCCCUGCCGCGCCUGCGCCAAUCCCUGCGCCCGCCGCUGCCGCCGCCGCCUCACUGCAGCGCGCAGGCGCUGUCCCGGGGUCCGGGCAGGCGCACGCAGUGGAGGCGGACGGGACGGCUGUAGCGCCGGCCGCUGCAGCUGCGGCGCCCGCUGUGGCUGCUGCAGCCGCGGGUCCUGGCGCAGUGGGGGGGCUUACAGCGGGCGGGGGAGAGGCAGAAGGGCGAGCACCCACAGCAGCAGCAACAGCAGCAGCAACAGCAGCAACAACAGCUCCAGCUGUUACGCAGGCCGCUGCCGCUGCUGGGGGGGGAGAGCAGCAGCAAGCCAUCCUUCAGCUGCUCGGUGCGCUGCAACACACUGCGCCCACUGGCCUGCCGCCUCUGCCCUUCUCGCCUCUCAUGGCGCCGCCCCUGCCGGCCCUUCCGCCGCCAUACUCGCCUUUCACGCUGCCGCCCUUCAUGCUGCCUGCUGACUCUUCCAUGCCUGCAUCAGCCCUCUACCCACCUUUACUGCACUCCCCUCUGCUCCCCCUCACCAUGCCGCCCAUGCCCUUCCCCUUCGCUUUCCCUUUUCCCUGGCCCUCCCCUCCGCCCAUGCCCAUGCCGGGUGAUCCCCUCGCACCCAUCGCCUUUGCCCCUCCCAUGCCUCCCUUCGCCUUCCCACCCACCAUGCCUCCUCCGCACCCAUUCGCCAGCAACGGCAACAGCCCUGCCCCCCCUGUUGGCGCGCCUGUGCACACCCACCCGCACCACCCACCCACUGUGGGCCUCGCACCACCACCGCCCGCACCAGCGGCAGCACCUUUGCCUCAGGCAGGGGCAGCACAGCCCCAUCCCGCCGCCCCUGCUGCAGCGCCAGGUGCCGUGGGGGAGGAGGCGGCAGCAGCGGCGGCCGUGCAGCAGCAUGUGCGGCAGGCGGGCGCAGUGGGAGGGGUGGAGGAGGAGUGGCAGCAGCAGCUGCAGCAGCGGCUGCAGGCGGUGAUGCAGGCAGUGCGGCAGCAGCAGAUGGCAGAGCACCACGCAGCCAUGGCCGCUGCUGCUGCUGCCGCCGUUGCUGCACAGAGGGGGGGCGCAGGUGGGCUUGCAGGAGUGCCAGGAGGAGGCAGGGCGGCAGGGGAUGCAGCAGGGCAUGUGGGGGGCGGGGGCUACCGCCGCUUCUUUGCCCUCAUCGCUGCUGCUCUCUUCAUCUACCUGUACCAAGCGGGCGUGCUGGCGCCGCUGCUGCGAUGGCUCUCCCACCGCGCGCAGGCCGCCAUGGGCCUGCCUCCCCACCCCCCCCACGCCGCUGCUGCCCCCCACGCUGCUGUGCCACCUCAGGCUGGAGCCGGGGCUGCAGGGGGUGGGGGAGGGGCGGCAGGGGCGGAGGGAGGUGUCGGCGGGGCGGCAGGUGGUGUGCAGGGCCAAGCAGCGACGGUCCGCGCGCCGCUCGUGGCGGCUGUCAUGGCGUCCACCCACUCAGACGCCGCGGACUCCCAAUCGGACGGCUCAGAUUCUCCAAUUCUCGUGGAGCGACCGGGUCCGUCCGAUGUGACUACGGUUGGCGAACUGGCAGACAGGGAGGCCGCAGGGGGCGCAGCCGCUGGCGGGGCGGAGUCGAAGGCGGACGACUCGUCCGCGGAACCACCAUGCAGCGAUGGCGCGCCCGGCGAUCCGCGGAAGGAACGCGCGGAGCCCCCGGAACGCGCGGGGCAGGACGAGGCGGAAUCCGCAGCGGCGCUGGUGUCGCCGUCGAAAGCGCACGGGCGAGAGAGAGGCGCGGCGGGGUCGGGGCAGGGCGAGGUGGCGGCGGCUGUGGGGCAGGUGGCGGCGGGCGUGGCGGCGGGCGUGGCGGGUCUCGCGAGCAGCGCGGGCGCCGAGGCAGCCGCCGUCGUGAGCAGCCUGGGCGAGCGGCGCGUGGAGCAGGUGACAGGGCUGAGCACGGGCUUUGUGUCGCUCUUCAGUGUCUUUGACUCCGCUAUCGCCUACCCCUCCGACAAGCCCACUGCUCCCGCCGCCGCCGGGGGUGGCAGCAGCGCAGCGCAGGCAGAGGCGCACAAGGCCAGGGGGGGCAGUGAUGGCAGGGGGACGGGGGGCGCGGAGGAGGAGGGGCAGGUAGGGGCGGAGGGCAGUGCGCGGUCGCCCCACCCGUCCAGAGCCAUAGACCUGCAGGCCAUCUUUGGCCUCCCCACCCAUGAGACCCUGCUGGAAGCCUUCCCCUGUCGGCUGCUGCAGCUGUACCGACCAGUGUACAACACGUUCACGCCCGACAUGCGGAGGGCCUUCAGGGGCAUGCUCUACAUCACACACCAGCACGUCUGCCUCUGCCUUGACGACAGUGGACGCCGCAUCCCCAUAAAGCUGGAGGCAGCGGAGGUGGCGGGGGUGGGGAAGCAAGCAGCCAGGCGGGGCGACAGCAGCGACCAGCUCAAGAUCGACCUCUCAGGCGCGCACACCUCGCUGCUGCUGCAGGACUUCGCCUCCCCUGAUGCGCUGGACAGCGCUCUCGCUCUCCUCGAACACAUCACCUCCUGA
Messenger RNA from Closterium sp. NIES-65, 2913 nucleotides. The record is from the annotation of a GenBank genome assembly. NCBI's taxonomy places the organism in Eukaryota, Viridiplantae, Streptophyta, Zygnematophyceae, Desmidiales, Closteriaceae.